AUGUCCUCGAGUGCUUCAUUGUCCUCAUCAUCUGCGGUCGUCUCAACAUCGUCUACACCGAGUUCGGGCAAUUCUGGGGGUGGAUUCUUCUCCGCGAAUGGCACCCCGGCGCUCAUCCUCGCAUUCCUUGCCAUUGGCCUAUUCGUCGGAGGAAUGGUGACCAUGUUCGCCCUGCGCAGACGGCGCAUGUUCCGCCUAGGGAACAGGUUUUUGGGAAGGAGGACGAAUACCUGGACGUCGGACAUACCAGAAAGCACGGUACCCCAGCGGACAGAGCGGCGCAGGCAGAGGCACUUCGGCAAGAAACCAGAGUUGUGGGAUGUCUAUACUGUGAAGGAAGAGUAUCAGGACGCGUCAUGGGAGAAGGUCACGCCCAUCUCAGCGAAAGUGAUCACCGAGGAGUUGCCCGACGUGCUCCACGACGUUGAUCCCCCACCACUUUUUUCGCCUCCUCACGAAUCACGCUUCCAUAGCCUCAUCUCUCACGGCCGUUUUGGUUUUCUUCGCUCGACCGAAGUGCAGCCAACCGCUGCUCCCACACGACCCCCACGCAUCGAAGUUGCAGUUGCCAUCGCGAUGCCUGUACCAAGCUCCAGUGAUUCUGGCAUGCUUGAGUAUUCGCUCGGGCUAGCAGAGCUGCCUUGGGACUCUGAUAUGCAUGCCGCCAUGCAUUCAGCAGAACAAGGUCCCGCUCUAGACAAUCGAGAGCAAGUAUUAUAG
Messenger RNA from Sparassis crispa, 720 nucleotides. RefSeq lists its product with no specific name. The record is from RefSeq and is a predicted model, not a curated record. The coding region runs from base 1 to 720 and encodes 239 amino acids. Lineage: Eukaryota; Fungi; Basidiomycota; Agaricomycetes; Polyporales; Sparassidaceae. The transcript is spliced from 2 exons.